AUGGAACACCAGUGUGCCCCCAAAGUUUGUCAUCAUCGAAGAUUGGACUUCCCAUGGCAUAGUGGGAAAGUCCUGGAGCAGCUAAACCAGCAGCGCCAGAUGGGCCUGCUGUGUGACUGCACCUUCGUGGUGGAUGGUGAUUUCAAGGCCCACAAAGCGGUUCUGGCGGCCUGUAGUUCCUACUUCCGCACCCUGUUCAUCGACCAGAACGACGUGGUGCAUCUGGACAUCAGCAAUGCUGCAGGUUUGGGCCAGGUUCUGGAAUUCAUGUACACAGCUAAGCUCAGCCUCAGCUGUCAGAACAUGGAGGACGUGUUGGCUGUGGCCAACUUCCUCCAGAUGCAGGAAGUGGUCAACGCUUGUUCCGCCUACCAGUCGGUCACAGCUCCCGUACCUUCGCUCAUAGCAGAUUUCUCUGCAGAAUCCCAGUGGAGCCGUUCGGGGGGGUCGGUGUACAUGAGCUCCAGGGGCCGGAGAAUCAGGAGAGCUCCUCGCCGAAACUUCCCACCCGGUGAGGACCCCCACCGAGGGAGCUUCACACACAACACAUUGAAUACAAGUGAGGUUUUGUCUCCCCCCUGCAGCCCUCUGAAGCCAUACUGCUGCUCACGUGUGGGAAGAGCUUACGGCAGAUCAGCACUGCUCAACCUGCACCGCAAGCGGCACACGGGAGAGGCGCGCUACAGCUGCGGCGGUGUGCGGAAGCUCUUCAACCACGUCGGGCAACAUGAAGCGCCACCACUGGUGCACAGCGGCGAGAAGCCGUACAACUGCGACUUCUGCGACAAGGCCUUCUCCGACCCACCCGCCAAGAUGAGGCACCUGGAGACCCACGACACGGACAAGGGGAACAAAUGCCCGCACUGUGACAAGCGCUUCAAUCAGAUGGGGAAUCUGAAGGCUCAUUUAAAGAUCCACAUAGCUGACGGCCCUCUCAAAUGCAGAGAGUGUGGGAAACAGUUUACAACUUCAGGAAACCUGAAGCGUCACCUGCGCGUGCACAGUGGCGAGAAGCCCUACAUCUGCAUGCACUGCAAGCGGGCCUUCGCCGACCCAGGAGCGCUGCAACGGCACGAACGAAUACACACAGGGGAGAAGCCCUGCCUCUGCCUGGUGUGUGGGAAGUCCUUCACCCAGGCCAGCUCCCUCAUCGCCCACUCCGCCAGCAACACGGGAGAGAAGCCCUACGUCUGCGACCGCUGCGGGAAGAGGUUCGUCCAGUCCAGCCAACUGGCCAAUCACAUUCGUCACCAUGACAACGUCCGUCCACACAAGUGUAAUAUGUGCAAUAAGGCAUUUGUCAACGGGGGAGACCUGUCCAAGCACAUCAUCAUCCACACAGGAGAGAAGCCGUACCUGUGCGACAAAUGCGGCCGCGGGUUCAACCGCGUGGACAACCUGCGCUCCCACGUGCGCACCGUGCACCAGGGCAAGGCGGGCAUGAAGAGGCUGGUGCUGGCCGGCAGCUCGGACGAGGCCAUCGACGGCCUGGACGACAUGGUCACCUCGGGGGAGGUCAACAUCGUCACGGUGACCACGGAGGACAUCGUGGCGCUGGCGGCCAGCACCGUGGCUCAACUCACAGUGGUUCCGGUGACUACUUCUGUGUCAACAGAUGACACCGAAGCCCUCAAAGCAGAGAUCACCAAGGCUGUGGAGAAAGUGCAGGAAGCGGACCCCAACACGCAGAUCCUGUACGCGUGCGACUCGUGCGGCGACAAGUUCCUCGACGCCAACUCGCUGGCCCAGCACGUCCGCAUCCACACGGCCCAGGCCCUGGUCAUGUUCCAGGCGGACGGAGACUACUACCAGUACACCGGAGGGGGACGAGGGGCCGCCACGUGGCAGUCGGCCCCACAGCACGUCAUCCAGGAGGGGGAGGUGCUGUACCGCACUCAGGAGGCGGGAAGAGAGGGCGACGAGGAGGGCCAGGAGCAAGAGGAGGAGGAGGAGGAGGAAGGAGGAGAGGGAGGGGAUGGAGGGAUGGAAAGACUAUGCCUGCGGAGGAGGUGGAGGAGCAGGAGGAGCAGGAGGAGGAGGGGACAGAGGGGAAGUGAAGGGGAGGCGGUGGGCCAUACGGACGCUCCUUUGGGGUUAGAUGUUGAGGCUGUGGCGGAAGGGGAAGUCGAUGCUUCGGAGGUUAAGGUGAAGACGGAAGCAGAGCUGGAGGGGGAUGUCAUGGUGACGGUGUAAACGAGUCACGUUCUAACAGGCGUGUGGCUCAGUGACACACCUGUCCUUCUGGGGUACGGACUGAGGAGAGUUUAAAUAAUUUAUGAACGAAGAAAAAACUAUAUUGACGAUACAUUUUUAUUAAAGAAAUGUAUUUUACUUUAAGUAAUUUAUCUAUGGCUUGAGAGAUAAUGUUUCUCCACCAUGGGUUCUACAGGUAAACUGCGUCUGAGCAUCAUUUGUAAGGUCACCAGUGUCGGUGAAUAGUACUAAAUGAAUGAAUGCACUAAAAUGAAUGGCUCAUAAACCGUCCAAAUGAAAUGUGUACAUUGUCAUUAUAUUUUACUAAGUUGUAUUUUCAUGAAAGACUAUUGUACAGCGUUGUAGAACUAUUGUGGCUAACAUGUCUGUGUCAAUAGAUUUGUUUUUGUAUGCAUGAGCUGGAAGAUGCUCACAUAUUGGCAGGAAAUGUAUAUUAUGUGCAUGAUAAAUCUUUGUCAUGUCUAAUUUUUUUUUUUUGUUGAGUUAACGUUGUAAAUCCAUGACAAAACUCAAUAAUUGAGGGUAUAAUGGUGAUAAUUUGCCGUCCUUUAGUUUAAUUGAAUGACGUUUAUUGUACUGGACGAGCUUAAAUAGUAUAAUGUUAAUAGUGGGAAAAUACUGCUUAAACUGAUUCACAACAUACCAAUAACAUUGUUGCCAGUGUUUAAUAAACUCUGUUCAUUAGAGUAAAUAAGCACAACACGUUGUUACAAUGCUAAUUAAAUGCAGAUAUCAAAUGCAUUGUAAAGCGUACUUGUUUACAUCAUAAAACAAAACCGAACGACUGCAGACGAAUAAAAUAAUGUAGAUGAA
Messenger RNA from Gadus morhua (Atlantic cod), 3027 nucleotides. RefSeq names its product zinc finger and BTB domain containing 17 (gene zbtb17). Gene Ontology annotation, molecular function: protein binding; DNA-binding transcription factor activity, RNA polymerase II-specific. NCBI's taxonomy places the organism in Eukaryota, Metazoa, Chordata, Actinopteri, Gadiformes, Gadidae. The record is from RefSeq and is a predicted model, not a curated record. Gene Ontology annotation, cellular component: nucleus. Gene Ontology annotation, biological process: regulation of transcription by RNA polymerase II.